This is a messenger RNA of Schizosaccharomyces osmophilus, 1986 nucleotides long. Its product is annotated as RNA-binding protein, BICC1-like protein. The transcript has a single exon. NCBI's taxonomy places the organism in Eukaryota, Fungi, Ascomycota, Schizosaccharomycetes, Schizosaccharomycetales, Schizosaccharomycetaceae. Bases 1 to 1986 code for a protein of 661 amino acids. The record is from RefSeq and is a predicted model, not a curated record.
AUGGACUCUUACGUUUUGUCAUUCUCCGUUCCAGAUCCAUCUCCUCCACCUUCGGAAGAGACAGCUCUUUAUGCAAGCAAAUGUGAUUUUUACGGAAAAAUUCCUUACGAAUGCAUUAGAACAACCGCCGAAUUGCGCUGUACCGAGGCUCAGUCCAUUUAUCCCGUUACGAUUAAUCUGCAUGCAAAGCACAAAACUCCAGACAUAAGUGUUUCUCGUAAUGAGAUAGUAAUCGUCAUCGCGGGCGCUUAUGAAUGUGUAUAUUCAGCCAAAAUAUACAUUCUCCAGGCUCUUCCAAAGCUUAUAACUAGCCGCAUUUUGCUUGACGAGCCUCUCGAAAACCUCUUAUUUGAUGAAGAAGGGUUCAUGUACGAAGACACAAUAAAGCAUUUUAAUACAAUCUCAGAACUGACCGGAGCCAAACUAUACCUUAUUCACAGAUCACUAAGUAGUGGAAUAGAGGCUGAAGUAAGCACAGGUCGUGGGUUUAGUUAUCGUCUAAACGAACAAGAAAGCUUCCGACAAAAGCAUUUGGAGUUUACACGUUUAGAAUGUGGGAGAGAAGAAGAAGCUGAUAGCUCUUAUUUUGUCGUCUUCUACGGUGAUUACUGUAGCGUUGAGCAUGCUCGUAUUCGAUUUUUAACUCUUCUUGAUGAACUUCGCGGUCUUUCAAUUUUAAGUAUUCCCAUCUCCGCUUCUUUUCAACCAAUUCUUAUGGGAAAGGCGUAUUCCAGCUCUGCAGGGCUUAAAGCUACCGAAACGAUGAACAUAUAUACACUUCCGUUCUUUUCUGAUAUGCUACCACGAUUGCCAAAUAUGCCAAAACUGAAUUCAUCAAAAUUGAUUAUUGCUGGUGAAUCAGAGAGCUUGAAGCGUUUGGAAGAAGCGUUCUAUUAUGCUGAAGAGCAUUUGAAGGUCUUCACUCACAUUAUGGAAGUUUCUUUCACGAAGCUUAUUGAAUUCUUAACGAAUGAAGUUGACGAACUCCGACUUAUUAUGGAAGAAAAUUCUUCUUUUCUAAGAUUUCCUGAUUACUUUAAGGAGGGGAAGGGCUCAUGCACAGAAAAUUCGCAGAUCAAGAUUUAUUCCUCAACACUUGUCAAUGCAGAAAAAACGGCUCUUCGUUUGGCAAAAUUAUCAAGCAAGUAUGUCGAAGGAAGAACAAAGUUUGACGUCCACGACAACGAGGAAUUUUUGCGAAAGAAAGAUUCUUGGAAAGACUUACCAUUUCUUGAAAGGAAUGCGUAUAGUUCAAAAUCAUCCUCUGCCACUUCGCUCGUGAGUUCUUCUACGGAAGGUAACAUUAUCUCAACGAAAUCACCAAGUAAGCUAGUGGUACCACCUACGGAAUACAUGCUUCAAUUGGCAAUUAUUUCUAUGGCUUCUGGAGUAGAGAUGCUCUUAAUGAGCAAUGAAAUUACUUUUUCUGGUCAGGAGAACACCACUCCUGUUGCUAUGGAAAAAGCAAGCAAGGUUUUCCACAAGCUCGGAUCUUCCCAAUGGCAUCAAAUCCUUCUUGACGCACCAAGCAAAGACCUUGACUUCAUAUCUGGAAAGAAAAAUGGGAAAUUGGACAAAGUUAAACAGCAGUGCAAGUUCAAUUAUCGGAACGGUGAUAUCAUUUUCUGUCCGAUGUCUUCAACUAUAUUCACAGUCGACAUUUAUGGAGAUGAAUUGGAAAGAGUUAUCAAGGGAAUGAAUACUAUGCUUCUUGAGUUUCCCGCGGAAAUGCACUUUUUUAUUCCAGAAGAGAUACACAAGAAACUAAUUGGUUUCCGCGGAGAGCAAAUUCAAAGAGUGACGAAGCUAUACAACAGUUAUAUAGAGUUUUCGACCACUCCCUUCGAUUGUUAUGGACACAAUGUCCUUAUUCGAACACCUUCGAAGUUUUCCGAGAAUUUAUGGGCAGUACGGUCUUUGUUUGUCAAGACUGCGGAAGGUUUGGGUUACGGCGUUCCUAAAUACUUAUAUGCUGUUCAAGUAUAG